AUGAAGUUCUCCGUCAUCGCUCUUGCUGCUCUCCUUCCCGCGACGGCCUUGGGCGCAGCAAUGCCAGAAGACGCUGCUCCCACAGUUUACGCGGAACCAGAGGUUCCAGCCAUUGAUCUUGAAUCGCGGGACUUAGAGAAGCGAGCGGUUAGCGGUACUGUCGUGGUAGACGGGCUUCGUUACCGCACCUGUCCCAAGACCUCCUGCAAUGCUGUUGGGCAGUACUCAAAGGGAACCAAGAUCAGCUUGGUCUGCUACACUCGCUCCAACACGACCCCAGUUAACGGCGACAAGGGCUGGGGUAAAUUGACGAAUGGUUAUUGGGUAGCAUUGGCGUAUGGCACAUAUGUUACGUGGAGCAGCCCGCUUCCCGCCUGUUAA
This is a messenger RNA of Aspergillus alliaceus, 381 nucleotides long. RefSeq lists its product as uncharacterized. The record is from RefSeq and is a predicted model, not a curated record. Lineage: Eukaryota; Fungi; Ascomycota; Eurotiomycetes; Eurotiales; Aspergillaceae. The transcript is spliced from 3 exons. The coding region runs from base 1 to 381 and encodes 126 amino acids.